GUAUCUUUCCAGUGAAAAAUUCUAACAUCAUAGUUCAAACUGUUGUCAAACAUACGGGAAUGGCAAUUGUGGGCGACUAUUGGUACUGAGAAAAGUGCUUUUACAAAAUCGGAACUUGUAAAGAAAUAAUUAGAAACAUUUUCUUUUUAAAACGUCAAAAUGCACAACGCUUACUUAGAAACAUCAAUAUUAAAUAUUUCUGUCCUAAUAGAAUCGAUAGCUGCGUAUGAUGAUAAUUUACUGAUUGGAACAAGGGAAGGUCAAAUACUUUUGUAUAACAUUCCUCCUGUGUUAGAUGAUAAUCACAAAUUAGAAUUGCUACGUUAUAGUAGAAGAUUCUUUAGAAAGCGUAUCAUUCAAAUUGAUGUUGUACCAGAAUAUAAUUUACUCAUAAUUCUAGCAGACAACAUAGUAUAUAUACUUGAUGCAGGUUCUCAAAGCUUUCCAAUAGUUUCUACCUUAAAUAAAACCCGUGGUGCCACAAUAUUUACUUUAAAAAGUCAAAAUUUAACUGGAGAAAAAAACACAGAUAUAUGCCUAUGUGUUGCUGUGAAACGUAAGUUACAAAUUUAUUCCUGGAAAGGAGAAAACUUGAAGGAAAUCAAGGAUUGUGAAUUGACUGUGCCAGACAUACCACGUGAAUUAGCCUGGUGUGGUGAAUCAUUAGUUUUGGGAUUUCGUGGCUUGUCAUAUACAAUUUUGGAGUUAAAUGGAAAAGCUAAAGAAUUAUUUCCAACUGGAAAAUCUCUUGAACCAAGUGUAACAAAAUUGUGUGAUAAUUCCUUUGUAUUAGGAAAAGAUUCUCAAUCAUUUAUUAUGGAUACAAAGGGGGAAUUGAUUCAACACAAUCCAGUUAAGUGGUCUGACACACCAAGUGCAAUAGCUUGGGAUGACCCUUAUCUACUUGGAAUUGUACAUGACAGAUUGGAAGUAUAUACUAUAGAGGGCUGUUUACACAUUCAAACAAUACAGGGUUUGAACAAAGCUAGACUUAUAUGUAGAUGUAAACAGGGAAAAGUUUUUGUAGCAUCAAUUAGUCAUAUCUGGUGUGUGAAGGCAGUUGAUAUAACGCUCCAAAUUAGAACAUUACUUGAACAAACCCAGUUUCAGCUGGCACAGAAACUAACUAGUUUAUUGCACGUAACUGAGAAAGAGAAGACGAAACAAAUAUAUAGAAUUCAAACAUUAUAUGCUCAUCAUCUCUUUCGUAAUAAAAGAUUUCAAGAAGCAAUGGAUGUAUUUUUAAAAAUAGGAACAGAUCCAUAUGAAGUGAUUAUAUUAUUCCCUGAUUUAGUUACAUCAUCAAGCAAUACUUCUGAAGUCACAGAUCCAACUUUGCCAAAACUUCAAGAUCAUGAUUUAGAAAAAGGUUUGCGUGCAUUAAUAGGUUUCCUCACUGCAGUUAGGCAUAAGUUAAUAAGUGAUACAAAACCAAAGGAUAAAGAUAAUGCUAAAGAAAAAUCUGUGGUGGAGGGAGAAAAAAAUAUGACAGCAGUAGCUACUGAGCAGCUUUUAAAAAUUAUAGAUACAACUUUGUUAAAAUGUUAUUUACAGACUACAGAUGCAUUAGUAGCACCAUUACUUAGAUUAAACCACUGUCACUUAGCAGAAGCUGAAAAAACUUUAUUAAUGCAUCAAAAAUAUUCGGAACUUAUUAUAUUAUAUGAGACUAAAGGACAACAUAGAAAAGCUUUAGAACUUCUUGAAAAGCACGCGAAAGGAAACGAUUUGAGUCUUAAGGGUACUGCAAGAACAAUACAAUAUCUGCAGCAUCUUGGUAAAGAUCAUAUGGAUUUAAUUUUAAAGUUUUCUGGUUGGGUGUUGAAUGAAGAUCCAGAACAGGGACUCAGGAUUUUUAUGGAAGAUAUUCAGGAAGUUGAACAACUACCGAGACCAAAGGUAUUGGAUUAUCUUCUCCGUUGUCAUAAAGAUUUGGUUAUAACAUAUUUAGAAUAUGUAGUACAUGUUUGGAGAGAUACUAAUCCGUUAUAUCAUAAUGUUUUAAUACAUCAAUACAAAGAAAAAUGUUUAGCGGGUAUGAGUAAGAAUGCAACACCAACUGAACAAGAAACUGCCCAGCAUCUUAGGCAAAAGCUAUAUCAGUUUUUGGAGAAAUCUGCACACUAUACUCCGGAAACGAUAUUGGUACAUUUUCCGUUUGAUAAUUUGUUCGAGGAACGUGCGAUUAUUCUCGGACGGCUUGGACGCCACCAACAAGUGUUAUCGAUAUACAUUAAUCUUCUCAAUGAUAUAGAAAAGGCGACUCAGUAUUGUGAUAAAGUGUACACUAGGUAUCAAAAUCUAGAAACUGCAGAUAAAGAAAAACAAACAGACAGAGCUGACGAAGUCUAUUCAUUGCUUAUCAAUCAGCUGUUAAAACCCGACAGUGAAGAGAUUUUGAUGACAGUAUGUAGCCCAGAAGCCCAACAAACACUACAGCCCGAUUUGGAAAUGGCGCUUGAGCUACUCGAGAAACACGCUUCGAAGAUAAAUCCGUUAAAGGCAUUAGAGGUUCUACCAGAUACAGUUCCUAUAGGUAGAAUAAAGCACUUCUUGGAAGUGGGUUUACAAAAGAAUUUGAACGCUAGAAGGAGGAUACAAGUCUUGAAAGGUUUACUUCAUGCUGAACAAUUGCAAGUAAAAGAGCAACGUAUGCAUUACGAAUCACAAAGUGCUCUUAUGACGGAAUUGAAUACAUGUUCAGUUUGCAAAAAAAGAUUCGGAAAUCAAAGUGCAUUUGCAAGAUAUCCAAAUGGCGACCUUGUACAUUAUUCAUGUCGAGACCGUAAAGAAUAA
This is a messenger RNA of Habropoda laboriosa, 2796 nucleotides long. RefSeq names its product vam6/Vps39-like protein (gene Vps39). The transcript has 12 exons. The record is from RefSeq and is a predicted model, not a curated record. Gene Ontology annotation, biological process: endosomal vesicle fusion; autophagy; intracellular protein transport. Lineage: Eukaryota; Metazoa; Arthropoda; Insecta; Hymenoptera; Apidae. Gene Ontology annotation, cellular component: cytoplasm; membrane. Gene Ontology annotation, molecular function: protein binding. Bases 160 to 2796 code for a protein of 878 amino acids.